Molecule: messenger RNA, 961 nt
Organism: Phragmites australis (common reed)
Lineage: Eukaryota; Viridiplantae; Streptophyta; Magnoliopsida; Poales; Poaceae
Exons: 3
Coding region: 19-579 (186 amino acids)
Source: RefSeq, a predicted model, not a curated record
GGGCCCUUCGCCCGGGCGAUGAACCCGAAGCUUGCGGGGCUUCGGAAUCUGAGAAGCACAAGAAGAAGUUCGAGCUCCUUUUCUCUUCUCCACUGCGCCGGGGCGGCCGAGAAAAAUUUCCUCUUCGCGCGGAUGGAGGCUUCCGUUGGACUCCGUCCGCCGCCCGUCUCAGCGGGGGCGGCAUUCCGACGCCGCCGAUCCGCGGGGCAUCUGCGCGCGGCUUGCCCUUCGGCCCGGUCCGUCUCCCGCGCGGUUAAGAUUAGAGCAAGUGCAAUUUAUGACCUGAAAAGAAGUAGAAGUAACCUCGAAUCAUUAUUUUGCUAUGACAAAUCUGUUCCAGAAGAGGAUAUUGGGAAACCAGACGGUCUAAAUUUGGAAAAGAAGAAUGUUGGGAGCAAUCCUCCCUGCUCAAGCUGUGAAGCUAAAGGCGCGGUGUUGUGUGCAACUUGUGCUGGUUCAGGCUUGUACGUCGACUCAAUACUAGAGAGCCAAGGAAUCAUUGUAAAAGUCAGAUGUCUAGGAUGUGGAGGAACUGGAAACAUUAUGUGCUCCAAAUGUGGGGGACGUGGGCACACAUGAAUGCUAAAGCUUGCAAUGUCUUCUCAGAAAGACAAUCUACUUCUACUAGGAUCCUUUUCGAGUUACAUUGGUCGGGAUUUCUGCUCAUGGUGACAAGCAAAUAAGCUCUUCGCAUACUGUUCCAUGAGCAAUUUCUUUCUGUUUAAUGUAUCGGUUCUGAAUCAGCUGCUGUAACUUGAGAAUAGUUACAUGUAAACGUGCCUUAGAAGUUGCUGAAGCACACCUCUUUUCCUUUUUUUUUUCUUUGUAAUUUCAUAUUUGAAAGCAUGUUGCGCUAAAGCAUUAUGAUGUGAUGCUGUACGAUAAAGACGUAAUGGCAUGUGAAAGAUGAGCAAAAUGUUUAUGAGAAAUGGAAUGGUGAUGCCCCCAUUCUAUUAAAUUA